CGCCAGGCCACGCCCCUUCGUGACAUCACGAGCGGUUAGCGCGCUUCUACACUUGGCGCUCACGAUUUAAAAUUUAACUCCGGAGAAGUGGAGAGCAAGAUGAGAACUCCGCGCCCAGAAACAAUGACUAACUCUUCUCUGAAGACCCAUGGACACAAGCGCAGCAUCUCCUCACCUUUGGAACGUGCGUCCUCGGUGUCCGUGCCCGGGAAGGCCCCUCUCGGUACUCCUAAAACCCCAGUACUUGAAGACUUUCCUCAGAAUGAUGAUGAAAACGAGCGCAUGCAGCGACGACGCUCCAGGGUCCUUGACCUGCAGUUUAGUGCAGACCCCACGCAUCUGCUAGCCUCUCCUAACAGGAAUAUUGAUGUUUCAACUACCAUAUCUAAGUUUACAAACACACAGAUUACAGAACAUUACUCAACUUGCAUCAAGCUUUCUACUGAAAAUAAAAUCACUACUAAGAAUGCUUUUGGCUUGCAUUUGAUUGAUUUCAUGUCAGAAAUUCUGAAGCAGAAGGACACAGAGCCAACCAACUUUAAAGUGGCUGCUGGCACCUUAGAUGCCAGCACCAAGAUCUAUGCCGUGCGUGUGGAUGCUGUUCAUGCUGAUGUGUACAGAGUUCUUGGGGGACUGGGCAAAGACACACCAGCUCAAGAAGAAGCAGAGAGCCUCGGUGCAGAUGCAAAUGCUGCUGAGACAGGAACAACGAAAAAGGCUGCGAAGCCGAAGAAGAAGACGUCCUGCAAAACCAUCGAGCAGAAUCUGAGCAACAUCAAUGCCUCCGAAGCAGACAGAAAGUGUGCGGUGGAUCCUAUGUUUCAGAAGACUGCAGCCUCAUUUGAUGAGUGCAGCACUGCUGGGGUAUUUCUCUCCACUCUUCACUGCCAAGACUAUAGGAGCGAGCUGCUUUUUCCUUCUGAUAUGCAGCCUCUCUCCUCUGGAGAGCCUCUUGAAUUGCCAGAUUUAGGUUGCGUAGACAUGACGGAUUUAAAAGCUCCCUUGCAGCAGUGUGUGGAAGACCGCCAGCUCUGCCCUUCCCUGGCUGGGUUCCAGUUCACUAAAUGGGACAGUGAAACACAUAAUGAGUCUGUGUCGGCCCUGGUGGACAAGUUUAAGAAGAACGAACAAGUAUUUGACAUCAACGCUGAGGUUGAAGACAGCGAUGAUGGGGACAUCGCUGAUGGGCCCCCCGUGGAAGACUUUGAUGACAAUGAUGAGCCAGACCCUUGUGCAGCUGGGGAUCAUGAAGAGUUCCGGAGCUGGAAGGAGCUGCGCCAGGUCCAAAGCAGCCAGGAAGAAAUUAUUUCUCUUGGGGACAGAGACAUCAAAACCAUGUGCUCGUUUUUGUCCACGAAACCUGGAGAAUACUCCUAUUUCAGUCCCCGGACCAUGAAGAUGUGGGCUGGCCCGGAUCACUGGCGCUUUCGGCCUCGGCCCAAGCAAGAGACUACCCAGGUGGAGAACAGAAAGAAGAGUGCAAAGAAACCUUUUGAAAUUAAUUUUGAUGAUGAUAUUGAUUUUGAUGCAUAUUUUCAGAAAACAAAGGCUGCUACCAUUCUGUCCAAGGUCACUUUGGAGAACCAGAAUUGGAAAGCCACUACUCUUCCCACAGAUUUCCACUAUGAAAUUGAUACUCUGGUCCAGCUUUACCUCAAACCAGGCCUAAGGUUACUUAAGAUGGGCCAGGAACAGAAGGCAAAGACUGAGCACUAUGAGGAUGUUGAAGACUAUGAUUACAACAACCCUAAUGACACUUCCAACUUCUGCCCUGGGCUUCAGGCAGCUGACAGUGAUUAUGAGGAGUCAGAUGACUUAUUAGCGGGACCACUUGGGACUCUUGACCUCGAGGCUGAUCCUUGCCAUACACCGAAGAUGGCACAGGAGGACGGCCGCAGAUUUCCUGAAAGCCAAGGAGCAGAUAUCACAACUUAUGGAGAGUUGAACUUGGUGGCUGAGCCUCAGAAGGUGAAUAAAAUAGAAAUCCAUUAUGCCAAGACUGCCAAAAAGAUGGACAUGAAGAAGCUGAAACAGAACAUGUGGAAUCUGCUGACAGAGUUUUCUAGAAAGGAUGUUGUCACAGAGGCAAACCACAGUGACAGUGGAAACGAAGGUGCUGCCGAGGAAGUGGCUGAUGAGAGGAAACUCAGUGGGCUCACAAAGGACCUACAGAAGAGGUUGCCCCCACUCAUGGCUCAGAAUCUCUCCAUACCCCUGGCUUUUGCGUGUCUCCUGCAUUUAGCCAAUGAAAAGAACCUGAAGCUAGAAGGCACAGAGGAUCUUUCUGAUGUUCUUGUGAUGCAAGGAAACUGAGUCCGCUGAGACAUCUGCAGGAGGCCCACUGCUUUCUGGUGGCGACGGAGAGGGGCUGGGUGGCUAUGGCCACCUACCACGGUGCUGUUGCUCUCCCCUCUUGCCACCUCGGUCUGGAUGCCACACUCAGAAGCCCCAUGCUGACGCAAGUUUUCACGUGGGAAACCAUCCACCUUGGAGAGGGAGCUUACUAGUCUGGAGUCGAAAGAGUCUGUUCGUUAUAUCCGUGUGCUUCUGGUCACUAAAAGAAUCUACUUUCUGCUCUGUAUUGCUAUAGAGGACAGUUUCUCAGUAGGCUCUUACUGCCUGUAAGGAAUUCCCUGAUCCAUGUACAUAAAAUUCAUCAACUGUAAACAUAUAAAUGUAUAUAAUACUCAGUAAUAAAACUAUCCUGGCACAGUCGUCUGAGUGCAGAAUCAGCACCUGGUUAUCCCCUCAGCUGUCCUUCAAGGCUGGGGAUCCACAUGAGCAAGAGGAGGGGACUGGCUGUUGGGGAUCAGGUCUGUGUAUAAGCACUAUGGAUUCUGUGGAUGGGGUGGCAGCACAGAUCAUAGACAUGUUCUUGCCCUUCUGUGCACGACUCCAUCCAGCCCAGGCCCCACUGUUAGGAGCACACCAAGUUAGCAGAGCGACAGGACACAGAAGGGGAAUGGUUG
Molecule: messenger RNA, 2969 nt
Organism: Acomys russatus (golden spiny mouse)
Lineage: Eukaryota; Metazoa; Chordata; Mammalia; Rodentia; Muridae
Gene: Ncaph
Product: non-SMC condensin I complex subunit H
Exons: 18
Coding region: 100-2313 (737 amino acids)
Biological process (GO): mitotic chromosome condensation
Cellular component (GO): condensin complex
Molecular function (GO): chromatin binding
Source: RefSeq, a predicted model, not a curated record